AUGAACGGCGCUCCUCGCGACGACGGCCCUCGCGUCGACGACAGCAGCAGCCCUCAACCUCUCGCUCUCGCUCAUCCUGACACCGCGGCUCCUCGAGCUGCCGACACCGCUCAUGCUGCGCGCCUGGCAGAGGGCGCACGCGCGCACAGAGCCGCCGCUGCCGCUGUCGACGCUCGCGUGCGGCGGGAGCUACGCGCUGCUCGCGCACAGGACGGGCUCGCGGCCCUCGCGGCGGGGGGGGCGUGGUGCCUGUCCGUGUUGCCGGGGACGGGGCUCCUAUGCGCGGGCGGCUCGACGCGGGGAUGCCCGGCUCGGCGACCAAGGCCCGACGCCCCGAAGGGCCCCCCCAGAAGGACGGGCUCGCGGGCCCUCGCGGCGGCGGCGGCGUUGUGCCUGUCCGUGCUGCCGUGGACGCGGCUGCUGAUGCGCCGGCGGCUCGACGCCGAGAUUGCGCGGCUCGCCGACGAGGCCGACGCCGCGAGGGCCACGCAGGAGGUGAGCGCCGCGCAGGAGGCGAGCGCCAAGUGGCUCGUCGACCAGUGGGGGGUGUACAACCUGGGCCGGGGGGUGCCCGUGCUGGUGGCGGGGGUGAUUGGGGUGUUCAGCCUGGUGUUGUGA
This is a messenger RNA of Verticillium alfalfae VaMs.102, 618 nucleotides long. RefSeq lists its product with no specific name. NCBI's taxonomy places the organism in Eukaryota, Fungi, Ascomycota, Sordariomycetes, Glomerellales, Plectosphaerellaceae. The record is from RefSeq and is a predicted model, not a curated record. Bases 1 to 618 code for a protein of 205 amino acids. The transcript has 3 exons.